AUGAUUCAUGCAAUAUUUGGCAUAGCGGUGUACUCGCGGGUCGGUAGAGUGUGCCAGCACGACAAGGGCGGACCUCAUGCGUUCAGCGACAGAUGGACGAGCUUCCUGAAAGCGAGGCUCAACUGUUCCGUGCCCGGCGAAUACCCUUUCUAUUUCAAUGAAAUACAAUCAACGAGCGAUGUCACGGAAGGUGUUUACGCGGGCGAACGAGACCGUUUGGUGUACGGGGUCUUCACGACGCCGGUGAACUCGAUCGGCGGCUCGGCCGUGUGCGCGUUCUCCAUGAAGAGCAUCCUGAAAGUCUUCCAGAGCGCGUUUAAGGAACAAGAAACCAUAAACAGCAACUGGCUGCGCGUACUUCCGGAGAAGGUACCCGAGCCGAGGCCCGGUGCUUGCGUCAACGACUCCAGAACGCUUCCGGAUGUGACUGUGAACUUUGUCAAAGCUCAUCCGCUUAUGGACGACGCGGUGCAAUCGUUCUUCUCAUUACCUGUGAUAACCAAAAUCAGCUUCAAUUACAGAUUCACCAAAGUCGCCGUGGAUUCCCAAGUGAAGGCAUUGGACGGGAAGGCCUACGACAUUCUCUACAUCGGCACAGACGACGGCCGGGUUCUCAAAGCACUGAACACUCGGGCGCCAGAUUCCCUGAGCAACGUUAGCCAGGUCAUUGUCAGCGACGUUCAAGUGCUCAAGUACGGACAAGCGAUCAAGGAUCUGUUGGUGGUCCACCUGGCCGGCGAGGCGAGCAAGCUGGUCGUGUUCGCUGACUCCGAGAUCCGCGCCGUACCUCUUCACCACUGCGACGCACCAGCUGCCUCCGCUUGUGGUGCCUGCGUCGGCCUUCAGGACCCGCAUUGCGCCUGGGACGCAACGAAGAACCUCUGCGUGGCCGUUUCGACGAAACUGCACGACAGCGACGCAGACAAGACCCUGUUUCAGGACAUCGUCAAUGGGAAACACAAGGGUUGCGGCUACGAGCAAGAGAUGGCGAAGCCCGUGCAACCGGCGGUGCUGCCCGAAAACGGGCGAGGCGAGCAGCCCGAUGAACGGGACAAUGAAAUCGUCAUCGAGCUGGAUCGGGAAAAUCAGUAUGGUCGUACGCAGCCAAGAGCUAACGAGCCUCAAGACGUGAUGGUUUAUUCAACGCCAGUGGUGUACUCGGCCCAGACGUUGACGGGUGCUCUGAUAGGAACCUGCUUCUUCUCCCUGGUAGCCGGUUUCGCGUCCGGCUUCUGGUUCUCGCAGAGGCUGCGAGGCCCCCCGUACCCGGAACCGUCGGAGCAGAGGCAACAGCUCAAUCGGCUGACGGAGAGCUCCGAGUCGCCGGGCUUCAACAACAAGUCAAUCAACCUGGUGCUGAACGUGCCGCCGAAGAAUCCAAACGGGAAGAACGCGAACUCGUCGGCGGAGAACAAACCCGUGCAGAAGGACCCGACGGGUUCCGGCUCUUCAUCUUCCUCCUCUUCCUCCGACCUCGCGGAAUCAGACGAUCGUAACGACGACGACGAAGACGACGACGAUCAUGCGGACAACGGCGACGAGGAGAACGAUCCCAGUAUGCUCGAUCAUCGGUUGACUGACGAUCAGGACGACGAGGACGCGUACGAGAGCGUAGCCAGUGAGGAGAGGCCAUUGGAGUUCCUCGCCACGGCUAGGGAGCCGGCCUACGAUUCUCGUUCGAUGCCGCAAGUCGCCGAUUACGGCAGGCGAUACGAGCACCGGUUCCCCCAGCGGGAAUACACGGAGACCACGUUGACCGAGCCGGUGAAUCAGGAUUACAGCAGCAGCAGCGCCAACAGCCUCGACGACCUGUGCCGAGCGGGGCAUAGGCGCCGAACGAGCGACUUGGCACGCGAGGACGAGGAUAUCACCCGGGACCAUUAUAUGGUGCCCACCUGCGACCCCCGGGAGCUGAACGAGAGGAUCCUGUCGCUGUUCAACCCACAGUUCCUGCCGAACUUUAACGACAUGAUUAUGUACGUGGCAAAUCAGUACGACGCGAGACGCAGCCCGCCGCCGAGGUCGAGGUCGAUCGCCGAAGGCGAGGGUCGACUGUUCAGGAGCUCGAGCUACAGGAAGAAGCGCGUCGCCGCAAGCUCGAUGUUCUUCCGCCGCGGAGUGGCGUACGAAACGGCGCGGAAGUGACACCGGCUGUCCCCGUUCGGAUUUAAACGGAGGAUACGACGCUGGGUGAACCGGGUAACACGCGACAAAUAAAUAAAAGACUGUCGGUUUCGUGUUCGACGGAGAUCGGUCUCGAUACGGUGGGACGAUUGCCAGAUUCUCCUUCGAGAUUGUCAUGGAGGAUAUUUGUCAGAGCCCUGUUUUCCGUGUAGCUGACCACGAUUGUGCACCUAGUGCCGGGUUACAUGAAAGAUCGCGGAUUUGUUUUAUCGGCGUCGUUAUCGUCGAACGACCGGUUCCGCUGCGCUGUCCACGUGCUUCCGGUGUCACGUAUCGCAUCCAUCGUCCGACGCGCACCGCGAGAACAGAGAACGCGCGCGGCUCUGGGAACUAUUUUUUUAAAAUAUAAUCGCUAUCCUGCGCGAUGCCACUUUAGCGCGAGGCAUCCGACUGGAACUUUGGGCUAAUUUUGUAUUCGGAACCUCGAAUCGUUUUUCGAGUUCUUCCUUUCCGUUUCUCACCAGUACGGCAAUGGCGGGAUGUGAGACGAAGCGAAGAAAGGGGAGGAGGAGGCGCGAGGGAAAAUGAAGCGAAGCGACAACGACGAAAUGUAAAAUCAGACUCGUAGCUGUGUAAUGUGAUACGAUCUGAGGAAAGACUGUGUUCGUAGCAGUGACCUGCUUAGGUGCUUAGGAACCGCGGUGAUUCAAGGACGAAGACGAGUGCGUUCCAUCGCACGAGGACUUCCGCUUCUCGAACUCGACGGCCAGAGGGAAUGAUCGAUGAAUAAAAAUUUUUAGCCUAACUGGAUUCGUUUUACAGAAAGGGAGAAGCUUGCUUCGAGUUCGCUUUGUCCGCUAUCCUCGAGGGAAAGUUGAAAAUAAUUAAAUUGGAGGGAGGAGAAUUUUCAAAGCAAGUGGAUUUUCUGAAGAGGCAGGGGGCGGAAAGUUUGAGAAACGCAGGGUCCCGUGGACGGAACGCUUGAAAGCAUUCGUGCGAGGCGAGGCGUGCCUUCCGUAUAUUAAUUGUUGGCAAAUUUCUGAUCUAUAAAACACGGGAACGGGAGAAUGCUGGGCCGGUAUCGAUUCGGGCAAGUGCCUCAUUUAUGCAUUUCGUUUAAAACAAAAAAAAGAGAGAGAGAAUGAAUAAGAGAGAAGGGACGCGAUGCUGUAGUAAGUGAAAGAGACAGGGUGAAAGAGAGAGAGCGAAAGAGAGAGAGAGAGAUAUAGAGACUUAUGUAAGACUUAGUCCCAAGUAUUGUUGUGCACUUAUUGCCGUGCUGUGAGUAUUGGUUAUUAGCAAGAGAAUGGUGACGUUCAGACACGUUGAUGAAAAUUAAAAGAAAAAAAAAACAGAAGGAAACGUUUAACAUCGCGCCGUGUGUGCGGUGUCUUCGAGGAGAGAUUCACGUACUUGUAUUUUUCGCUGAGACACGUUAAAUCGCUUUAAGAAUGCAGUAUGAAACUGCAAUUCUUCUUCCUUCUUUUUCAUUUUUUAAACUAAACGAAACGCGACAUUGCAUCGCGAACGAAUCGCUACAAUGCGAUUAUCCAAAUAUGCGUGAUAUCCUCCUUCGUGUAAAAAUUUCGAUACUCAAACCAUAAUAACAAUUUUUAUACACUCUAGAAGUGAUAUCUAUGAAGUAGAAGAAAGUAAUUUUCUCUUAACGAACACGUUUAUUUAGUUCUUAUUACAUAUUAUUUUCUAUAUAAAAACGACUAUAUAGAAAAUGUUAUUUUCCUCUAUUAACUAAUAGUGUCGCGAUUUAUCACGAAGCUUGUUUUUCUAAAUAUUUUUCAAUUAUGUACAUAUGUACAUAUUGACUAUGCUAUGCUACGCUGUACUGUACUCCUAAUCAAAUCUAACGGCAAAGGCAGAAUAUACCUUCGUAGAGGAGCGAAUAGAGAGACACUAUUUACGUAGAGAAAUAUUCGAUAAACUUCGACUAACAAAGAUUCUGCUAUAUUAGGAAGAGAAUGUAAUUUUAAAACGAAUUUCAUCGAACGGCCGAGUUCUAUUAAAAGCUCGCCAGGAGAAGCGGAUUUAGAACACGUUUCGCGAAAAUCGAUUCACGAAUCAAACCAAUAUAAAUAUCGGAGGAGAGGGAUAAACGCAUUCAAGCGAUUCGUUUUUCAGUCUGGUACCCCUUGGACUGCCGGUACUUCGUGUUACCCGACAACUUUAGCGAGAACUUGACAGACAGUUCUCUCCAAGACUUGGUAUCUUCGAAAGAAGCUCGAGAGACAGGAAAGGGCCUGAAAGUAGAAGAGUAGGUCUUAUUGGCGUGUUUGGCAAAAUGCCUUUGACAAUGGCGUAAAUCGGUGUUAUCAGCGUACAAUAGCGAACACUGGGCGUAUUUCCUUUACAGCUUAACCGCGGAUAGAGUGCCUGCAAGAACCUGCGGCUAACGUUUGUCCCAGAUAUACAUCGGCGGGGAGAACAAAGAAGAAGGGGACGUGGUCGUGGAGCCACGAAAGUGGAACGAUUCAAUUUUCUUCUCGAUCGCGAAAAUAUUCGUUAACUAGAAUCGGGCUCAAUCCCUUGCCUUAUGAUUUUUCUAUUGUUUGAUUGUUUGAUCGUAAAACAAAUGAGUAAUUGUGUAAUAUAGUUUUAAUUAAUGUGCAAUAUCUGUAUUAGCAUUGAAUUGAAACUAAUCUUAUAUGAAUUUGAAAUCUAUAUCGAGCGCGACUCAAUGAAGUACUUAAUCAGAGGCAAGCGAUUAGCCGAAGCGUGUUUGUUUAAAAAAACAUUAGGAUGGUUAGAUUGUUAGAGAUUAUCGGCUUUCAUUCGAGAGACGUUGUUAGAGAUAUUAUAUAACCGAAUCGACUCGAUCAUUGGAUAAACGUUCAGCCGCUCUCAAGUGAACGAACACUGCCGCGUCAAUUCUAACUUCGCACCGAACAAACGAGUGAAAAUGAAUUUUACAUAAGCCAUUAUCGAUUUUCACUGAUUGUCAUCGAGCGGUAAUAAGAACGGUACACAAGAAACAGGAGGAAAGAAUAGUUUCGGAGAAGAAGGCUUAACGCAAACGGUAAAAGCGUAAUAGAAAACUUAACGGAGAGUCAUCCGAUGAGGAGGCACGGUCUGAAUAAUUUGAAAAUCGAACGACGUUGCGUGCUGGAAGAAAGGAGAAAGUCGUUGUACAUAGGAAUAAUGAUAAUUAGAGAUUGUUUUUUAUCAUUCAAUUCAUUUCAGGCAGUAUCAACAGUAAAUUCAUUCGUUACGCUACUCGUCACGCGGACAGCAGUAGUACGCAUCGAUAAAUAAUUACCGUUCACGAGUACACGUGUUAUUCGUGUACGGGUAAACGCGCGUCGCAUUUUCAUUAGUACAUAUACACACACGUACACAUAUAAAUAUAUAUACACACGCAUAUUAUACAAGAAAAAUUAUAUAUAUAUAUACAUCUAUUUUUUUUUUAAUCCGCAUAUAGAUAAAAAUAUACUCUUACUAUAUGAACACGUGAACGAGAGUGAGUCAGCGUGAGAGUGAGAGGGAGUGAAUGAAAAACGCGCUAAACAAGAGAGGCAGCUAAUUACAACACUUUUUUCGGUGGCACUUUGUGAAAGUCCGCUAUCUUUUUUAAUUAAAAUUCAUCCGGGCACCCUGCAGUUAGAGACGGUCUCUCGUUAACGUUCGUCUUCGACAAACCAACAACCACAGUGAUGGGUGUUCGGUGAAAAAAAAAAUAUUUUACAAAAAAUACGAUGUUUAUAUUAUACAAA
Molecule: messenger RNA, 5849 nt
Organism: Ceratina calcarata
Lineage: Eukaryota; Metazoa; Arthropoda; Insecta; Hymenoptera; Apidae
Product: semaphorin-1A-like
Exons: 9
Coding region: 1-2145 (714 amino acids)
Biological process (GO): axon guidance; negative chemotaxis; neural crest cell migration
Cellular component (GO): plasma membrane
Molecular function (GO): chemorepellent activity; semaphorin receptor binding
Source: RefSeq, a predicted model, not a curated record